UUCAUCAAAAUUAAGUUUGUUUCAUUCAUUCAUAUAUACUUUUAUGUGUUAUUUAAUAUAUUUGUGUGCUGCUUCUAGGUUACUCUUUCGUUACCAUUAAAACCUUAACAAUUGAAAAAACAAGCAUAGUAGGAAUAUCAGAGAAGAUGAGUUUAGGAAUAGAUUUAGAGAAUGAGAUUUUAGCGUGGCUUCCACCAAAAUCAUUGAUGCGUUUUAGAUGUGUUCAAAAGUCUUGGAAUCUUCUCUUUGAAACUCCUAAUUUUUAUAAAAAGUGGCGCAUGAACAUGUCCGAUUGUCGUAGUGAUCAUGUCAUAUUUUAUGAAAAAGAACCAUAUGUAACCCUUCUCUCAAGUGACAAUCUAAUACACAUCAGAUCCCUCUACUAUCAGGCCAUAGAAAUAAAAUCAUAUGGUAGUUGCAACGGCGUUUUCUGUCUCAGUGCCUUGUUUUGGUUUAAUAGUAGUUGGUUUGAUCAGUUAAUUAUGUGGAAUCCAGUGACUCGAGAGGUCCACCGUAUCCCUCCAACUCCCUGCCUUAACAGUGGAUCACCUUUGUAUGGUUUUGGUGCCGAUGAUCCCAACAGCACCGACUUUAAAAUUGUUAGACUACAUACCACUUAUGACGGGACAGCAGAAGUUUAUAGUCUAAGUACUAAAUCAUGGAUCCCUACCCAAAAUCCUCCUCCUUUUACUAUUAUCACACGACGACAUAACUCCAAAUUUAAUACUCUCGUUAACGGAGUUUAUCAUUGGAUUACAAACGAUCCAGACGACUACAAUUACAAUGGCGCAAAUAUUCUAUGCUUUGACUUUCGAAAUAAUCAAUUUGGACAACUUAUAGGGCCAGCCUUCUCAUAUGAAGAUUACAGCUUUCUAUGGGAUGAUGUUGCCGAGAUCGAGAGUUCCCUUGCUUAUGUUGCAUAUGUUUUGCAGUGUAAUUCACCCGAACGGGUCAGCUUGAAAAUUUGGGUAUUGGAUCAAAGUGGAUGGAACAAAGAGUACAAUAUUAACUUAGUUUCGCAUUUUCAUUUGUGCGGUCUUUGGAAGAAUGGUACUCAAUUCUUUGGAGGGUAUCUUGAAGGAUCGCUCACAUCACGUGACCGUCAAGGCAACACAAUUUGCCGAUUUGAUCAAAUUCCUGUUGGUUUUACUAAAUACUGGGUUCAUGAGUACAUGCCUAGCAUAGCUCCCUUAGGGACAAGACAAUAUAUAUAUGAUUAAUACAUGCAAGAUUUGUGGCCAUUGAUCAAUUUUCUUUACAAAUUUCUAUUGUAUUAUUGUAUUUUGAUUAUUGAAUAGUUUUUAUCAUUUACAAAUGCAACAAAUGAUGUCUUUAUUAGUUUAUUAUGUAUUUGAAACAAAUUCUAUAAAAAGUGGGUUUAGGAGUUUAGACUGAGGAAAAGUAUA
Molecule: messenger RNA, 1406 nt
Organism: Trifolium pratense (red clover)
Lineage: Eukaryota; Viridiplantae; Streptophyta; Magnoliopsida; Fabales; Fabaceae
Product: F-box protein At1g11270-like
Exons: 1
Coding region: 147-1220 (357 amino acids)
Molecular function (GO): protein binding
Source: RefSeq, a predicted model, not a curated record